AUCAGGCUGAGAGGGGCGGAAACACGCCGCGGUGCCAGCCGGGUAAAUUCACCUCAUCCAGGAAGAAACCCACCGAAGCUGUCUGCUCUGCAGUCUGCACACCCUGCGACAGAACACGGACCAAAUCACUGCUAGACCCGGUUAGCAGGAAUGGCGGCGGAGCUGGCGAGUCUGGUGCAGCGGCUGGAGGUGGCGGUGGGCCGGCUGGAGGCCGUGUCCGGCCCGGCGGGCGGCGCCGCAGGUUCUGCUGGUGGAGCCUUGGCGGCGUUCGUGGAGGCGUAUGAUGACAUCAUCAGCGGUCCUGUGGCGCAGUACAUGUCCCUGAGCCAGCAGAUCGGAGGAGACGUCCAGAAACACGCGGACAUGAUGAAGCAGGCGUUCUCCAGCCAGAGGCAGCUCCUCGCCACCGCUUCCUCCUCCCAGAAGCCCUCAGACUCGGUUCUGACGGCGCUGCUGCAGCCCGUCUCCAAGGCGAUCCAGCAGGUCCAGGCGUUCCGGGAGCAGAACCGGACCUCUCCGCUCUUCAACCACCUGUCGGCCGUCAGCGAGAGCGUUCCCGCCCUGGGAUGGGUUGCCAUGGCUCCGAAGCCCGGUCCGUACGUCAAGGAGAUGCAGGACGCUGCCAUGUUCUACACCAACCGGGUCCUGAAGGACUACAAGGAGAAAGACAAGAUGCAUGUGGACUGGGUCAAAGCCUACGUCUCCAUCUGGACCGAGCUGCAGAACUACAUCAAGCAGCACCACACCACCGGCCUGAGCUGGAGCAAGACCGGUCCUGUGGCCGCGGCCUCCGCGGCUCCGCCCAGCGCGCCGGCCGGCGCCCCGCCCCCGCCGGGCCCCCCCCCUCCGCCCCAGGAGCUGAGCGGCGUUCCAGGAGGCGGCUGCGACGGCGGCGGCGCCACCAGCAGGAACGCGCUGUUCGCCGCCAUCAACCAGGGAUCCGACAUCACCAGAGGCCUGAAGCACGUCAGCGACGACCAGAAGACCCACAAGAACCCGGCCUUGAGGGACCAGGCGGCCCCGGUGCGUACUGGACCCAAACCGUUCUCCUCGGCCACGCCCCGACCCGCCGGGUCCGCCGCACCGACCCGCACGCUGCCGCCGGUUCUGGAGCUGGAAGGAAAGAAGUGGAAAGUGGAGAACCAGGAGGGGGCCCAGGGCCUGGUGAUCAGCAACACGGAGCUGAAGCAGGUGGUCUACGCCUUCAAGUGCAACCAGAGCACGCUGCAGGUCAAAGGCAAAAUCAACUCCAUCACCAUCGACAGCUGUAAGAAGAUGGGUCUGGUGUUCGACGAUGUCGUCGGCAUCGUGGAUGUCAUCAAUUGCAGAGACGUCAAGGUCCAGGUCAUGGGGAAAGUCCCGACCAUUUCCAUCAACAAGACGGACGGCUGCCAUGUUUACCUGAGCAAAGACUCGCUGAGCUGUGAGAUCAUCAGCGCCAAGAGCUCUGAGAUGAACAUCCUGGUUCCCAACAAGGACGGAGAGUUUACGGAGCUUCCUGUUCCGGAGCAGUUCAAGACCGUCUGGGAUGGCCAGAAGCUCGUUACCACGGCAACGGAGAUCGCUGGUUAGGCGGAGCCCCGCCCUCUCACCUGACUGACCCCACCCACCAGCUAAUGUCACACUGUAGACUGAGAUUCAGACCUCAUGAGUUAACCCCGCCCCCUGCCUCCUAUCAGCCAAUCACAGCUGCCCCUUCAUUAGCCAAUGAGAGGGCUGCUCGCGCCUGGAGCAGAUCCUCCAGCCAAUCGGCAGCAAGCAACUGAGAACUAGAUUAGAUUCUCAGCAGCCAAUCAGCCAACAAGACGCUUCCCUGUUUCCUGCUCCACUUCCUGUUUCAUUAUUAUGCAACUUCCUGUUAAAGCACCUAGAAAACCAACUAAAGCAUCACUUUGCUUCUGCUCAGUUCAAUCCGGUUCAAACAAUCCAGAUCAGGUGGGAAUAAAGCUCCAGGUUUCCCAGGACAUUCCCGAGCGUUGGCAUCAUUCCAUGUCGGAGACAGAAAGCUGCACCUUGAUUCACCUGGAAGUGGUGACCAAUCUGUAAACAUGUUUUCUUUUUUCUCACUUUAUUUUUGGGUCCAAAUUGAAAUGUUCUCAUCAGUGCUGAGUCAUUAAAACGUUGCAAUAACA
This is a messenger RNA of Poeciliopsis prolifica (blackstripe livebearer), 2132 nucleotides long. RefSeq names its product CAP, adenylate cyclase-associated protein 1 (yeast) (gene cap1). Gene Ontology annotation, cellular component: cytoplasm. Gene Ontology annotation, biological process: regulation of adenylate cyclase activity; cell morphogenesis; cytoskeleton organization. The record is from RefSeq and is a predicted model, not a curated record. Lineage: Eukaryota; Metazoa; Chordata; Actinopteri; Cyprinodontiformes; Poeciliidae. Gene Ontology annotation, molecular function: adenylate cyclase binding; actin binding.